GCUGAAAUCUAUCGUUCGAUAUGACAUAACAUGACGAAACACAAACUGGAUACGAAGGGGAAGUACUAGGAACGAAAAUAUAUAUAGAGGAUAUAAUGCGAACUUCAGAUUAUAGCAAAUUGUAUUGAUCGUAUGUACACCAGGAAGGUAUCGCAUACUUUUAUUGGAAGGAAUCUUCAGAAGUACUCCAAAUAAUUGGAUAGAAAUAUUUACAGGCCUAAAAUGGAAAAGUCACCAAUUAACCUUCUACAAGAAAUUGUGGUCAAAGACGGUUAUCUUCCUAAUUAUACUUACACAAUAGACGUUCUCAAAUUUAAAUGUGAAGUAACCUGUAAAAAUUUAAGUGCAACUGGCAUAGGAAAUAACAAAAAAGAAGCUAAAUAUAAUGCUGCUUUAAAUAUGUUAUCAUUAUUAAAUGUUACAAUAGAUUCAAAAAGGCUAAAUACGGCUAAAAAUAAGACGCAUCAUUUAAAUAUUUACCAAACAAUAUACAACAAUCAAUCAAAUACAAAUAUUUCUCCUCCAUUACAUACACAAGUGUAUCCUGAAUUGAACUAUGUUGGAUUGCUACAAGAAUUUUGUACACAAUAUCAUCUAGAUUUACCUUCGUAUACACUUGUUGAUAUGAAUGGUCCCAGCCAUAUGAGAACAUUUAAGAUAAAAAGCACUAUUGGAUCCGUAGAAAUGACAGGCAUAGCACAUUGUAAGAAAUCUGCGAAACAAGAAGCUGCUAAAAAUGUGCUGCAAUUUUUGAUAGUUUCAAACAUAUUGCCAUUAGAAGCUUAUAAGAAACUUGAAAAUGUCAAGAAAAUAUUCCAGAAUAAUUCCCAAGACAUAACUAUAGGAAUAUCUUCCAUUAAAAUUAGUGAACCAGUUUUACCUGCUGAAGUAUCGAAAAUAACCGAGUUAUCAAGUGACACACUGACAAACUAUAUUGAACCUAUCUCUAACAAUAUAGCAAUGCAAAACAUUACAGUUGAGAACGGUACUACAGCAUAUAAUGACAAUAAUAAUACAAUUAAGAAUACUCACAUAAAUAUUUACCAAAGAAAAUCAACAGAAACAGUUUAUGACUGUACGCAAAUACUGGAAAAUAACCCCAAGAAAUUAAGCACAGAGAAGCCAACUGUUGAGUCCACACUUGUAACGUCAUCAGAAAAUGUCCAGUCGAGCCACAUUGAAUCAAAUUCUGACAAUACAAAAGAACAAAACCUUGUAAUUAAGAAUGAUCAUACAAACAUAUUGUCAUUAACAUUAUUUAAUAAUGAUAAAAGACAACGAACAAUUGAAGACGAUUUACGGAAGUUUAAUGUAGAAAUAAUAGAUAAUGAGGAAAACAAAAAAUCAACUUUACCUCUCACAGAAAUAUCAAGGAAAGCAUUAUCAGCUUAUGUUACAUCUGGAGUUUUGGACGACACAGGAAGACGCAAGUCGAUAAAUAUGGAUUCUCUUACAAAUUCUCACAAUUUAUUCAAACAUAUAUAUUCCAAUAAGAUACCAAAUGAUUUAAGAGAACGAAUGCAUAUUGUAUGCCAAAUGGACAACUAUAAAUCAAACAUAGUGGAAACAAUAUAUCAAGAUAUCCAAAAGGCAUUAGGAGUCAAAUUAAAACAAAUAAAUUGCAACAAUUACAGGACUGGUGUUACAAUAAUAUGUGUACGUAUGCUGUCUACGCCAAUUAUUGCACAAUUCGGUAUAGGUGCAACUGAAAAAGAUGCAAAGGCUCAGGCAAUGUUUGCAAUUAUUAAUACUAUCCUAGAAUAUCUAAAAUAAGACUUGUAGAGUAUUGAUUCUUUUCUCAUAGCACAUAAUGGACCAAAAACAGUGUAAGUGCAAUCUUGAAGAUUUUGUUAAAAAUUAUGAGUUCCCUAAAUUAAGAAAGACUUGUUCAAUGUUGUGCAUAUGUACAUGUAUGUCUUUAAUAUAAAGUAUUGAUAAGAUGGUCUUGUAUUUGACUGUAGGUUUGUUCAUAAUUGCUUUGACUAAAUUGUUUUUACAACUUUCUAUAUAUGUU
This is a messenger RNA of Harpegnathos saltator (Jerdon's jumping ant), 2014 nucleotides long. RefSeq lists its product as uncharacterized. Bases 223 to 1773 code for a protein of 516 amino acids. The transcript is spliced from 3 exons. Gene Ontology annotation, molecular function: siRNA binding; double-stranded RNA binding. Gene Ontology annotation, cellular component: cytoplasm; nucleus; RISC complex. Gene Ontology annotation, biological process: regulation of regulatory ncRNA processing; siRNA processing. The record is from RefSeq and is a predicted model, not a curated record. Lineage: Eukaryota; Metazoa; Arthropoda; Insecta; Hymenoptera; Formicidae.